GGUCCCUGCAAUGCCCUUCUUCCCAUUGAAGCCAACCGUAAAUGACCUUCUCAGUCUUCCAAACUGAGCCGACCAGAAACUGGAAAGCAAGUUCUUCUCUUUGAAAACCGAUUCCAAACUGAGCCGACAGAUGCAGAAACUGGAAAAUAACAAGGCGAAGAAAAUGAAAAAGAAUAAAGGAAGAGAGAAGCAAAACUUAAAGGAAACUUCAAUUUCCAAUCUUGAGGAGGAAGAUGAUGAACAACAGGACGAAGGGUUAGAUGAAACUGACAUGGAAGCCGCAAAGGGUAACGAAGAUAAACAAGAGGCUGAUGAUAAUGAAACUGAUGGUUUGGAAGAUGGGAAUGGCGUACCCAAUAAGAAGAAGAAGAAGAAGGAGAAGUUGUUGAAGGAAGCAGCUGAGGCUGAUAACCGUGGGGUUUGUUACUUGAGCAGGAUUCCACCUCAUAUGGAUCAUGUCAAACUACGGCAGUUGCUUUCUCAGUAUGGGGAAAUACUUAGGAUUUAUCUUACUCCUUCAGCUCAUCCACCCCAAGUAAAGGGUAAGCGUACAAGACCCUCCAAGGUUCAAGAACAAGAAUUUUCUGAAGGGUGGGUUGAAUUUGCUAGGAAAGGGAUUGCAAAGAGGGUUGCUAAUAUGUUAAAUGGUGAACAAAUUGGUGGGAGGAAGAGGUCAUCAUUCUAUUAUGAUCUUUGGAAUAUCAAGUACUUAAGUAAAUUCAAAUGGGAUGAUCUUACUGAAGAAAUUGCUUACAAGAGUGCAAUUCGGGAGCAGAAGCUAGCUUUAGAAAUUUCUGCUGCCAAGAGGGAGCGGGAUUUCUAUCUCUCUAAAGUUGACCAAUCUCGUGCGCUAAAGUCAAUUGAAGAACGAAUGAAGAAGAAGCAAAAGGUGCAACAGGAGUCUGGAACAAAUUCUGAGCUGCCCGUUAGCCAGAAGAAGGUGAUUCGCCAAUUCCCGCAGAAAAGGCCAGUUGCAGUUGAUAAAUCUCAAAGCAAACCCCAACUCUCUAAAGAUAUUCUUGCUGGGAUAUUUGCUGGUUCUUAGUGAUCAAGUUCAAAGUGCUCGGUUGGCAGUCAAUGGAAGAAGAGUUGCGUUCUGAGUGUAAGGUUUAUGUUUGUGCAUUGUAUAGCCACUCUCAUGUGGGUUAAAAAAUAAAGAGAAUCUUUGAUUAAGCAGGCAGCAACUAGGCCAAGGCCAGGUUGUUAGCACCUUACAACUUUUGUAGUCUUCAUGCAGAGGUGGGACUAAUUUAGUUUUACCAUCAUAAAGUUUUGAUCUGGAUUUACACCAAUGUAACCAACAUUUUCCCUGUAUUUUGGUAUGAUUUAUUCCAAUAUUAAACAUUUCUUUA
Theobroma umbraticum is the source of this 1352-nucleotide messenger RNA. RefSeq names its product RNA-binding (RRM/RBD/RNP motifs) family protein. Gene Ontology annotation, molecular function: RNA binding. Gene Ontology annotation, cellular component: nucleolus. The record is from RefSeq and is a predicted model, not a curated record. Gene Ontology annotation, biological process: small-subunit processome assembly; endonucleolytic cleavage in ITS1 to separate SSU-rRNA from 5.8S rRNA and LSU-rRNA from tricistronic rRNA transcript (SSU-rRNA, 5.8S rRNA, LSU-rRNA); endonucleolytic cleavage in 5'-ETS of tricistronic rRNA transcript (SSU-rRNA, 5.8S rRNA, LSU-rRNA). NCBI's taxonomy places the organism in Eukaryota, Viridiplantae, Streptophyta, Magnoliopsida, Malvales, Malvaceae.